Molecule: messenger RNA, 1978 nt
Organism: Dipodomys spectabilis (banner-tailed kangaroo rat)
Lineage: Eukaryota; Metazoa; Chordata; Mammalia; Rodentia; Heteromyidae
Gene: Plau
Product: plasminogen activator, urokinase
Exons: 11
Coding region: 121-1392 (423 amino acids)
Biological process (GO): plasminogen activation; fibrinolysis; regulation of cell adhesion mediated by integrin
Molecular function (GO): serine-type endopeptidase activity
Source: RefSeq, a predicted model, not a curated record
GGAGCCCCGCAGCGCAACUCGGUCGGUCGUGUUAACCUGGUCCCCGCGGUCCCCGCAGUGCCCGCCCCAACCCAUCCGCCGCAGCCCUCGUGCCGCUGUCUAGAGCCCAACCUCGUCACCAUGAGAGUCCUGCUGGCGUCCCUCUUCCUCUGCACCCUGGCCGUGAGCAACUCUAAAGGCAGCCAUGAACUUCUACAGUCGGAUCCAUCAAACUGUGGCUGUCUGAAUGGAGGAACAUGUGUGUCCUACAAGUACUUCUCCAAUAUUCGGCGAUGCAGCUGCCCAAAGAAAUUCCAAGGGAAACAUUGUGAGAUAGAUACGUCAAAAACCUGCUAUGAGGGGAAUGGUCACUCUUACCGAGGAAAAGCCAACACUGACAUCAAAGGCAGACCCUGUCUGGACUGGAAUUCACCUGCUGUCCUUGGGAAAACAUACAAUGCUCACAGAUCCGAUGCUACUCUCCUGGGCCUGGGAAAACACAAUUAUUGCAGGAACCCAGACAACCAAGGGCAGCCAUGGUGCUAUGUGCAGAUUGGCCGACUGCAGUUUGUCCGUGAGUGUAUGGUGUCCCGCUGCUCUGUAGAACAAGAGUUCCAGUGUGGCCAGAAGGCUGUGAGGCCCCGCUUUAAAAUUGUUGGGGGAGAGUUCACCAACAUUGAGAAUCAGCCCUGGUUUGCGGCCAUCUACAGGAAGCACCAGGGAGGCUCUGUCACCUAUGUGUGUGGUGGCAGCCUCAUCAGCCCUUGCUGGGUGGUCAGUGCCACACACUGUUUCAUUAAUUACCCACAGAAGGAAGACUAUAUUGUCUACCUUGGUCGAUCAACACUGAACUCCAUUACUCCUGGAGAAAUGAAGUUUGAGGUAGAGAGACUCAUCUUACACGAGGAGUAUAGUGCUGACAGCCUGGCCCACCACAAUGAUAUUGCCUUGUUGAAGAUUCGUUCAAGUACAUACCAGUGUGCAAAACCAUCCCGUUCCAUACAGACCAUCUGCCUGCCCCCAAGGGUUGACAAUGCCCAUUUUGGCACAAGUUGUGAGAUCACUGGCUUUGGAAAAGAAAGUUCCACUGACUAUCGUUAUCCAGAGCAUUUGAAAAUGACGGUUGUAAAGCUAGUUUCCCACAAGGAGUGUCAGCAGCCCCACUACUAUGGCUCUGAAGUCACCACCAAAAUGCUGUGUGCUGCUGAUCCACAAUGGGAAACAGAUUCUUGCCAGGGAGACUCUGGAGGACCCCUUGUUUGCUCCACCAAUGACCGCAUGACCCUGACUGGGAUUGUGAGCUGGGGCCGAGGAUGUGCCUUGAAGGACAAGCCAGGCGUCUACACGAGGGUCUCACACUUCCUGAACUGGAUCUACACCCACAUUGGGGGUGAAAAUGGCCUAGCCCUUUGAGCACCUCAAGGGAACAAUGGGCGGACAACUGCCAUGCUGACUGUCAUCUCUGCAGCAGGGUCAUCUCCAUCAGCUCUAGGGAAGAGGCUGGGUGAGACAGGCUCUGCGGAGAUGGUUUGCUUAGGAUGCCCACCAGGGUAAGCGAUAAUAGUUUUACCCUCAGUCAUGGGCCUGUGCUGGACACCCAGACCCUCCUGGCUGGGAUGGAGAGGUGGUCCUGACUUAGGAUGGUUUUGAUCAGUUAUGUCUUCUUCUGGACUAGAGCCUCCUGGAGUUCAAAAUGGUGUCUCCUGUGGAUGGGUGAGAGGAGAGUUAGUUCCCCCAACAGAGUCAUUCAUGAAGCCUGCUCUUGGGAAAUGAAUAAUUUCCCAAUUAGGAAGUGUAACAGCUUAGGUCUCUUCAGGGAGCUUGGCCAAUGUGAGAACCAUGUUUAGGGGGUAGAGACGCUAAUCAUUUGAGGGAGGGGCUCUGACAUUCUACAAAUGGAUUGGGAAAUAUCAUUUAUGUUUGUGUACUUGGGCGCUGGCUAUGAGUGUGAGCAAGUAAAAGAAGUAGAGCUGGUAUGUUCCUGUGCCCAACUACAAGU